This is a messenger RNA of Letharia columbiana, 3219 nucleotides long. RefSeq lists its product as uncharacterized. The transcript has 2 exons. Gene Ontology annotation, cellular component: nucleus. Gene Ontology annotation, molecular function: RNA helicase activity; ATP binding; RNA binding. Bases 1 to 3219 code for a protein of 1072 amino acids. Lineage: Eukaryota; Fungi; Ascomycota; Lecanoromycetes; Lecanorales; Parmeliaceae. Gene Ontology annotation, biological process: maturation of 5.8S rRNA; RNA catabolic process. The record is from RefSeq and is a predicted model, not a curated record.
AUGGAUGAGCUCUUUGAUGUUUUCGACGAUCAGUCGCCUGGUGGAAAGCCCCAAAGCAGCAAGCAAAAGCCCCGCAAAGACAAGAGCAAGAAGAGACUGGCCAGUGGAGAGGCUAAAGACACCAACGGAAACAUUAAUGGCGGCGAGGAAGUCUCUUUGCUCGAGACUGGAGGGUAUAACAAGCCCACAAAAGAAACCAAUGGAGAUAGCCAACCUGAGGCCAAGCGACAGCGGAGGGAUGUCGAAGCAGAGCCCCUAGUUACAGACACGUUCGAGACAGAGCAAUCAAGAGAAGUGGCUGCAUCUGCUGGGCUCCAAGCAGCAAAAGAGGGCACUGCGGUCGUCUUGUCCCAUCAGGUCAGACAUCAAGUCGCUCUACCCCCAGAAUACCGCUAUGUGCCUAUUUCAGAACAUAAAGCUCCAGAGACACCAGCACGUACAUGGCCUUUCACACUGGAUCCUUUCCAGCAGGUGUCUAUAGCGUCAAUUGAACGAGGGGAGAGUGUGUUGGUAUCUGCCCACACCAGUGCUGGGAAAACCGUGGUUGCAGAGUAUGCAAUUGCCCAGAGCUUGAAGAACAAUCAAAGAGUCAUCUAUACAAGUCCGAUCAAAGCCUUGAGCAAUCAAAAGUAUCGAGAGUUUGCUGCAGAAUUCGGAGAUGUCGGCUUGAUGACUGGGGAUGUGACUAUCAACCCAACGGCAACAUGUCUGGUCAUGACAACGGAGAUUCUUCGGUCCAUGCUCUACAGAGGCUCUGAAAUCAUGCGAGAAGUGGCGUGGGUGGUAUUUGACGAGAUUCACUACCUGCGCGACAAGGCCCGUGGUGUAGUGUGGGAGGAGACCAUCAUACUCCUACCCGAUAAAGUCCGCUACGUCUUUCUAUCGGCUACAAUACCGAAUGCAAUGCAAUUUGCAGAAUGGAUUACCAAAACACACGGUCAGCCCGUGCAUGUCGUCUAUACCGACUUUCGACCCACCCCUUUACAGCAUUACUUCUUCCCAGCUGGAGCCGAUGGAAUACACUUGAUCGUUGACGAGAAGGGUGUUUUUCGCGAAGACAAUUUCAACAAAGCUAUGACGACUAUAUCGGACAAGCAAGGUGAUGACCCUGCAGACGCAAUGGCAAAGCGAAAGGGCAGAGGCAAGGACAAGAGGCUGAACAAGGGCGGGACGAAAGGCCCUUCUGACAUCUACAAAAUCAUAAAGAUGAUCAUGAUGAAGAGCUACAAUCCCGUCAUCGUCUUCAGCUUUAGUAAGAAUUUGUGCGAAGCGUACGCUCUUCAGAUGAGCAAUCUUACUUUCAACGAGAAAUCAGAGAAGGAUAUGGUCGAGAAAGUCUUCAACAGCGCUCUGGAGAUGCUGACCGAAGAAGACAAGCAACUACCACAGAUCCAAAACAUCCUUCCGUUGCUGAAGCGCGGAAUUGGAAUUCAUCAUUCUGGGCUACUGCCAAUUUUAAAGGAGACUAUCGAAAUUCUUUUCCAGGAAGGACUCAUUAAGGUACUCUUUGCAACAGAAACCUUUUCAAUCGGCCUGAACAUGCCUGCAAAGACUGUGGUCUUCACGAGUGUUCGCAAAUUUGAUGGGGUCUCACAGCGAUGGGUAAGCCCCUCCGAAUUUGUUCAAAUGUCAGGGCGAGCUGGUCGACGUGGUCUUGAUGAUCGAGGCAUUGUUAUCAUGAUGAUCGACGAGAAGAUGGAACCUGCCAUUGCCAAAGAAAUCGUUCGCGGCGAGCAAGAUAAGCUGAAUUCGGCAUUCUAUCUCGGAUACAACAUGAUCCUGAAUCUGAUGAGGGUUGAAGGUAUAUCUCCCGAAUUCAUGCUCGAGCGAUGCUUUUAUCAAUUUCAAAACACCGCAAGUGUAUCAGGGCUUGAGAAAGAGCUGCACGGUCUAGAGACGCAGUGGUCAAACAUGCAAAUUGCUGAUGAGGGGACAAUUCGGGAAUAUUACGACUUGCGAAAACAGUUGGAUGGUCAUUCCAAAGACAUGCGCGAUGUCAUCAACCACCCAAACUACUGCUUGCAGUUCAUGCAAUCCGGCCGCCUCGUAAGAAUUAAGCACAACGACAACGACUUUGGCUGGGGCGCCGUUGUCAAUUUUACUCCAAGAAAACCUGGCAAGGACCCAAAAGCCGAAGACAUUACACCGCAGCAAUCCUAUGUCAUAGACGUACUCUUACAAGUAGCGGACAUCUCAUCAAAUGGCACACGAACUCAUCAGGAUCUGCCGCAAGGGGUCCAACCAGCAAUCGACGGGGAGAAGUCAAAGAUGGAAGUCGUGCCGAUCUUGUUGUCAUGCGUUGAGUCGAUUGGUCAUGUUCGAAUCUUCUUGCCUGCGGAUCUGAAAUCAGCUGAUCAGCGGAACACUGCGAGAAAGUCCAUUGAUGAGGUGAAGCGAAGGUUCCCGGACGGGAUAGCUGUGCUUGACCCUAUCGAGAACAUGGGCAUCACAGAUAUUUCGUUCAAGAACACGCUUAGGAAAAUUGAAGUGCUUGAGUCUCACCUGCUCACUAACCCGCUACACAAUUCUCCUCGUCUACCAGAUCUCUACAAUCAAUAUGCCGAAAAAGUCGGCAUGUCGGACAAGAUCAAGGACGUCAAGAAGCAAAUCACUGCUGCUCUUUCCAUCAUGCAGCUUGAUGAGCUGAAAUGCCGGAAGCGUGUCCUCCGCCGCUUCGGAUUCAUCAACGAGACCGAAGUUGUCCAGCUCAAAGCUCGCGUCGCCUGCGAGAUUAGUACCGGCGAUGAGCUUCUACUCAGUGAACUCCUCUUUGAUCGCUUCUUCAACGAACUCUCGCCUGAAAUGUGUGCAGCGGUAUUGAGCUGCUUCAUCUUUGAAGAAAAGUCCGAAGCGCCUGCGUUGAAAGAAGAGCUUGCCAAGCCAUUCCGUGAAAUACAAGCCAAAGCACGGACAAUAGCAAAAGUAUCUGUCGAGAGCAAAAUGCGAGUAGUUGAGGAUGAAUACUUGGCUUCAUUCAAGUGGCAGCUCAUGGAAGUCGUUUUUGCAUGGGCACAUGGAAAGUCAUUUGCAGAGAUAUGUAAGAUGACCGAUGUGUAUGAAGGCAGCCUCAUUCGUCUUUUCAGAAGACUUGAGGAGCUCUUGAGACAAAUGGCCCAAGCUGCCAAGGUGAUGGGUAGUGAUGACUUGGAGAAGAAAUUCGAAGAAUCAUUGACCAAAGUUAGGAGAGAUAUAGUUGCAGCACAGUCGCUAUAUCUCUAA